This is a messenger RNA of Penicillium subrubescens, 2757 nucleotides long. Its product is annotated as ankyrin. The transcript has 3 exons. Gene Ontology annotation, molecular function: protein binding. The record is from RefSeq and is a predicted model, not a curated record. NCBI's taxonomy places the organism in Eukaryota, Fungi, Ascomycota, Eurotiomycetes, Eurotiales, Aspergillaceae. The coding region runs from base 1 to 2757 and encodes 918 amino acids.
AUGGACCCCCUCUCCUUAUCCCUCGGCAUCGCAGGAAUCCUGCCUCUCAUCGCCACUGCAAUCACCACUUCCAAGGAGUACAUUGACAAUGUACGCUCAGCAAGGAAGUCAAUCGCGACUUUGAUCAACGAACUCGAGGUGCUACAAGCCAACGUGGCCAAUCUACACGAGCUAUUGAAAGGCGAUGCACUGAGCGAUAAUGCUGUGCGAUUCGAUAAGAGUUCGGUCCUCCAGACCUGCUCCGAGGCCUGCUCGGCAAAACUGAGGUCACUAUGUCAGAAGCUGAGCCAAGAGGGAAAGGGAAAAAGAAGUCGGCUGCUGUGGCCUUUCACCGAAAAGGAUUACCAGAAGACCAUUCAAGAGCUACGCAAUUUCUCUAGUUGGAUGCAAUUUGCCUUGUCGGUUGAUGGCUGUCGGCUGCUAUCGCGGACGUCCGACGACGUUUUGAAGUUGAUGGCGGAGCAGUUGGAACAAUUCAAGACUGUUCAGGCACUUGAAGCAGACACGCGGAAAAUCCUCGAUGUUGUUACUGACCAGAAGCGUGUUAUUCAGAACAAUAUUGAGCGAGAAACUAGGAAGAAUAUCUUGGACUGGAUAUCUACCUCGAAGCACUAUCAGAAACACAGGCUCAUUCAAGCGUCGAGGGCACAGAAUACUGGCACCUGGAUCCUCCAAAGGGAGGAAUUUAUUCAAUGGCAAGACGAAACAUCAUCGUCAAAUGUUCUCGUUUGUCAUGGCAUUCAAGGCUCAGGCAAGACUAACCUUGCCUCGAUAAUUAUCGACGAACUUCUCAACACAGCCUCCAGCGAGGUCUCGCCCGUCGCAUACUUCUACUUUGAUCACCAGGACCAAUCUUCUCAAAGUACACCUGCCGUCCUAAGUAGUAUUCUCAGACAGCUUCUCGAGCAGAUAUCGACAAUCCCCAAUCCAGUCGCUGAACUGUACGAAAAGAACAGCGACAAAGGGCCAAUACCACCAAACGAGUGCGAGCGGCUACUCACAGACGUUGCUUCAAGCUUAAAAUGUGUAUAUCUUGUCUUUGAUGGACUUGAUGAAUCAGGCCAACGAAGACCUUUUCUUCAGAGCAUCCUGAAUGUGGCUCGAAGUCAUCAUGUCCGUUUAUUGGUCACCAGUCGACCGCAUAUACCGGACCUGAAAGAUCUAUUCCAGCAGCAUCCAAAUUUUAUGAUCGAGGCCCACGAAGAAGAUCUCAAGACCUAUAUUUACCGGGAGCUCGAGCAAGGUGGGAAAUACGAUAUCGCGGAUCAAAGCUUUAUGAACAGAUUGGUCCGGGAACUGACCAAAGGGGCAGAGGGAAUGUUUCUUCUCCCAGUUUUGCGACUCCGCACAAUACUCAAGGAGCCAACGCCGGGCCAAAUGGAGGACAGACUCGCAGAUCUUUCACAUAGUCUCGACGAUGCAUUCGCAGAUACCAUCGCUCGCAUUCAACGACUGCCCGAAAGCCGAAGCAGACUCGGACUGGACGCGCUGAGAUGGUUGACCCUUACAACGGAAGCAAUGACAGAAUCGGAACUCAGUGAUGCAUUGGCCAUUCACGAGAAGCAGAACGCAGUCAACGUGAAGUAUCGGCCAACUACAAAGACUAUCCUCGAAUGCUGCCAGGGUCUCGCGACUGUCGACACGGAAGGUCGUGUACGUCUUGCACACUAUGCCAUUCAGGAGUACUUGACAGAGCAUUCGGAAGAUCUCUUUCCACGGGCGGAAGCGACAAUCGCUGUGACUUGUCUUCGCUACUUUGUGUUUGAGAAUUUCCAGGACGGACCGUGGACAGACAGAAGUGAAAUCAAGUCAAAGAUGGAGAUGUAUCCCUUCCUUGCCUGGGCCGCAAGGCACUGGGGACAUUUUACCCAGCAGACAGAAACCGACCCAGAGGUGUGGUCUGCGUUAUUCACAUUCUUCUCCUCCUCUGUCGCCACGGCCGUGACGAAUCAAGUGCGACAAUACUCGCUGGGCCUGAGGAGAGAUUACUGGAUCGCGAGCGAGUGCUGGAGCUACACAGCGCUCCAUCAUGCGUCGCGCGAAGGGCUUGAUCGGGCUGUGAAUCAGCUGCUAGACAGUGGCGCUUUCAGCGUUAACGAGUUGACGGAGAUGGGUGCCACACCAGUGCUUAUGGCCGCUGCCGACGGACACACUCUAACAACUCGAAGUCUACUGGCCCAUGGCGCUAACCCACGUCUGCGUAAUUGGUACGGCGAUGCGCUAGACUGUGCCAUUGAGGCAGAUCGAGUAGACACAAUUCGUGAGCUGGUCCGCUGGGGAAUGGAUCCCAACGGCGUCGCGGAUGACGGGCAUACUUAUCUCAAUUCCGCGCUGGACACCGACUCGGCCGGGGCGUUUGCAACCCUUGUCGAGCUGGGGGCUGAUAUUGAAGCGCAGAGUGAGAAGGAGCACCAUGUUCAUAUCUUCUUGACUGCGGCAAGAUGGGGAUGUGUGAAGAUCGUAUCGUUGAUGCUAAUGCGAGGAUGGGCUGAUAUUGAGAUGAGGAGUCCUAGUGGGCUCACAGCACUGCAUUAUGCCGCUGCGGCUGGCGAAACGACGACUGUGAAGAGACUCCUCGAUGCCAGUGCUGACAUAAAGGCGAUGGAUAAGAAGGGUCGUACAGCUCUGGAGUAUGCGGAGGCUAGAGGCAACAAGACCACGGCCAGACUGUUAGUAGACGCAGGAGCCUUGCCUCGGGGUGCGAAUCGAGCGAGGAAUCUGGUUCUGAGAAGUGACCGACCUGCCGCAACCCAUUGA